Molecule: messenger RNA, 1146 nt
Organism: Gossypium raimondii (Peruvian cotton)
Lineage: Eukaryota; Viridiplantae; Streptophyta; Magnoliopsida; Malvales; Malvaceae
Product: receptor-like protein 9DC3
Exons: 1
Coding region: 1-1146 (381 amino acids)
Molecular function (GO): protein binding
Source: RefSeq, a predicted model, not a curated record
AUGAGUAUUUCUUUAGAUGGGAAAAUUUUGGAGGGAACAAUUCCAAAGUGCAUCGGAAACUUGAGUUCUUCUCUCACAGCAGUUGAUCUAAGGAAUAAUAAUUUUCAUGGUCAAAUACCAGAAAAUUUUGCUAAAGGUUGCAUGUUGAGAAGUUUACGCAUCAACAACAAUGAAUUAGAAGGGUCACUACCACGAUCUUUGGGUAAUUGCAAAGCUUUAAAUCUUCUCAAUGUUGGAAACAACAAUUUGAAUGACACUUUCCCAAGUUGGUUAGGAAAUUUGGAUCAGCUGCAAGUUCUUAUCUUGAGAUCGAAUAGACUUUACGGCCAAAUAGAGAGCUUUGAUACUACAGUUUCUUUAACUAAAUUGCGAAUCAUUGAUCUUUCUCACAAUAAUUUUAGUGGCUACUUACCUACCCUUUUUUUUGAGCAUAUGCAUGCCAUUAGAGAUGAGUAUGGAAAGAAAGUUGAACCAAAUUACAUGAGAGAAGUAAAGAUCACGAAAGAUGCAAUUGGUUCAUUUUGGGUGGAUUAUGCUUCUGGUUUAUCUGUUACAGCAAAAGGGCUGGAAAUACAGUUUGAAUCACUAUUAUCCAUUUGGACGGUUAUUGACCUUUCUAGUAACCAAUUCAGGGGAGAAAUUCCAAAAAUACUUGGUGAGCUUCAUUUACUUAUUGUCCUAAAUCUCUCCCAUAACUGUUUAAUAGGUCCUAUCCCAUCAUCUUUAGGUAAUUUGUCAGAGCUUGAAUCAUUAGAUCUCUCAUCAAAUAAGCUGGAAGGAAGAAUUCCAACAGAGUUAAAAAAUCUUGGAUUCUUAGAGGUGUUAAACCUUUCUCAAAAUAAUCUGAAGGGACCCGUUCCUCAAGGCAAACAAUUUGAUACUUUCACUAACGAUUCCUACAUGGGAAAUUUGGAUUUAUGUGGUUUGCCAUUAUCAAAAAACUGUGGUACUGAUGAGGAAACUCCAGCCAAAUUUGAUAGAGAUGAUGAUGGUGAUGAAUUGAAUUGGAAAUUUUCAAUAUUGAUGGGGUAUGGAUGUGGGUUGGUGCUGGGAAUGAGCAUGGCAUACAUUGUAUUCACGACAGGAAAACCAUGGUGGUUGAUUAGGAUCGUGGAGCGAGCCCGACAAAGAUUUGCAAAAAGGUAG